GACAGUGACAGAUAUACUAGUAUAACAUAACUGAGGUUAUGUUUUAAUAUUUUAUUUUUAUGUAAAUAUGAAUUUUCAUGUCUUUUUUUAUGUUUUUCUACCACAUAAGCAUAAGAUAACGAAACGAAAUGUUUAAAAGCUAAGACUGAAGUUAUAAUGGACAUACAAUUCUUAGUAGAAUUUGGAUUUAUGGUGUUACUGUUGAUUUUGGUGAGAAUCACGUUCCUUAUACACAAAAUCACCACUGGAUAUAGCAGAGUUGAUCCUAAAAGAACCAAACCAAGUAAAACUGUAAUAUGUAUUGGGUCUGGAGGCCACACAACAGAAAUGCUUACCCUCAUAAAACAUUUAAACUUCCACAACUAUACUCCUAGAUAUUAUGUUAUGGCGAAAAGUGAUACAACUAGUCUUAUUAAAGUUACCACUUUUGAAGAAAGCAGAAAUGCCAAAGUGAAUAAAGAUUAUUUUAUAAUAAGGAUACCAAGAAGCAGGUCUGUAGGACAAUCAUACAUAAGUUCAGUGUUAACUACAUUAGUUUCUAUUUUAUAUUCAGUUCCUAUAGUUGUAAGUUUAAGGCCUGAUCUCAUUUUAUGUAAUGGACCAGGAACUUGUAUUCCAAUUUGUGUUCUAAGCUUCCUGUUAAAAUGUGCAUUUAUCACUCAAUCAAAAAUUGUUUUUAUCGAGAGUUUUUGUAGAACUGAAACAUUUUCGCUAACUGGUAAGAUUUUAACUUAUAUAGCGGAUAAUUUUAUUGUGCAAUGGCCUAGUCUUAAAAGUAAGUUGAAAAGAGCUGAAUACAUUGGUCAGUUAAUGUGAAAAUUGCCUCAAAUUGUUUUAAAGGCUUCUAGAUACAAUUCCUGUUUAAGCUCUUUGUAUACUAUAAUAUACUCUUAUAUUAGAAAUUUAUUUAAACUAUUUAAUGUGACUUCAUAAAUAAAUAAAUAUAUUAUAUAUAUCAUCUAA
This is a messenger RNA of Anthonomus grandis grandis, 963 nucleotides long. It is a transcript of the gene Alg14, whose product is annotated as UDP-N-acetylglucosamine transferase subunit ALG14 homolog. Gene Ontology annotation, cellular component: UDP-N-acetylglucosamine transferase complex. Gene Ontology annotation, biological process: dolichol-linked oligosaccharide biosynthetic process. The coding region runs from base 157 to 816 and encodes 219 amino acids. Lineage: Eukaryota; Metazoa; Arthropoda; Insecta; Coleoptera; Curculionidae. The transcript has 2 exons. The record is from RefSeq and is a predicted model, not a curated record.